UUUUCUUUCUUCUUCUUUAACAUAUUUGAAAUGACUGGAAAUCAAUUUAUUGGUGCUAUUGAUCAAGGCACUACUUCUACAAGAUUUGUGAUAUUUGACCAUGAAGGAAAACUUAUUACUUAUCAUCAAAUGGAAUUUGAACAACAUUACGUGCAGCCUGGAUGGGUUGAACAUGAUCCUUAUGAUAUUUUAGCUUCAGUAGAUACUUGCAUUGAACAUGCUGUUCGUAAGCUAUCAUUGCUCGGUCAUGAUGCGUCUAGUAUCCAAUGUGUUGGCAUCACAAGUCAACGUGAAACAACCAUAGUUUGGGACAGUGAAACAGGACAACCACUAUAUCCAGCCAUUGUUUGGAGUGACAACCGUACAUCACAUACAGUACAAGCACUUGCUUCUCAGCCACAUUUACCAAAGGAUCUACAAGGCACAGAAGCACUCCGAUCUAUUUGUGGAUUGCCUCUUGCUAAUUAUUUUUCUGCUGUCAAGUUAAGGUGGUUAUUGGACAACAUACCUGAAGUAAAAGAAGCUUAUGAGAACAAUCGACUUCAGUUUGGUACAGUGGAUACAUGGCUGAUUUAUAACUUAACAGGCGGUGUUGAAAAGGGUGGUGUACUUGUUACUGACGUGACGAAUGCAAGUCGUACUAUGUUGAUGGAUAUUCAUACAUUACAAUGGAGUGACAAAGCUAUCAACUUCUUUGGUUUUCAAGACCUUAGACUAGCCAAAAUUGUACCUUCUUCAAGGGUUUAUGGUAAUUUCACUGGCGGCUCAUUACAAGGAAUACCAAUUAGUGGCUGUUUGGGUGAUCAACAAAGUGCUUUGGUAGGACAAAAGUGCUUCCAAAUAGGUGAGGCCAAGAAUACGUAUGGUACAGGUUGCUUUAUGCUGUUUAAUACGGGCCCUAAACCAGUGUUUUCAAGCAAUGGUCUACUGAGCACAGUUGGCUAUCAAUUUGAAGGUCAAGAACCCACAUAUGCAUUAGAAGGCUCCAUAGCAGUUGCUGGUUCUUCUAUACAAUGGCUCCGUGAUAACCUAAGUAUCAUUCAUCAAGCAAACGAAAUCAAUGAAUUGGCAGCCAAGGUGCCAAGUACGGCUGGCGUGUAUUUCGUUACUGCCUUUAGUGGUCUCUUUGCUCCUUAUUGGCGUGACGAUGCUCGUGGAACUAUUUGUGGGCUAACACAGUUCACUACGCGAGAGCAUAUUGCCCGUGCCACAUUAGAAGCUGUGUGUUAUCAGACAAAGGCUAUUCUAGAAGCCAUGAACAAAGAUGCUGGUCAGCCUUUGCGAGCACUCAAGGUCGAUGGCGGUGUCUCGAAUUCAGAUGUGUGUAUGCAGAUUCAAGCAGACAUUCUGAAUAUUGAAGUAGAACGACCUCAGAUGAGAGAAUCAACAGCACUUGGAGCAGCCAUUGCGGCAGGUCUAGCAAUGGGUGUUUGGAACAACAUAGACGAUCUAAAGAAUGUAAAUAACGAUGGAAGGACUGUAUUCAAGUCUCAAAUAUCGGAUAGAAGACGCAGAAAGCUCUACAAUGGCUGGAAAGAAGCCAUUACAAGAUCAUUUGGCUGGGCAGAUGUAGUAGCAAAUGAAGCAGAAAGUCUAAAUGAACAUUUAUAAUAAAAUAAUUGAUGUGUAACAAU
Gilbertella persicaria is the source of this 1634-nucleotide messenger RNA. RefSeq lists its product as uncharacterized. Gene Ontology annotation, biological process: triglyceride metabolic process; glycerol-3-phosphate biosynthetic process; glycerol metabolic process. Gene Ontology annotation, molecular function: glycerol kinase activity. The record is from RefSeq and is a predicted model, not a curated record. Lineage: Eukaryota; Fungi; Mucoromycota; Mucoromycetes; Mucorales; Choanephoraceae. Bases 31 to 1611 code for a protein of 526 amino acids. Gene Ontology annotation, cellular component: mitochondrion. The transcript has 4 exons.